AUGGAGGGGGUGCGCGUUUUCCAGCGCAAUGUUGGUUUGAGACAGCUCUUCUCUCAGACUCGAGCGCCCCUACAGCAAUCGUUCCGCACCAGACCGUCUCUUCUAUACCCUCACCGAGCUCUUUUGAAGCGGUCCAUACACAGCCAGCGACCUACGAGCACCUCGUCGCCCUCCCCCUUCCGAUCAUUCCGACCACAAACCCAACGACUACCGCGGCGGAACAACAAUGCCACAGGCCGCCGCUACAACUCGAGCACCACUAGUUCCGCCACGUCCGCCAAACCCUCUAUCAAGGAACGCCUGAAGACCAUGUCGCGCGAGUACGGCUGGACGGCCGUGGGCGUCUACCUGGCGCUCUCGGCGCUCGACUUCCCCUUCUGCUUUUUGGCGGUCCGCAUGAUGGGCACCGAGACGAUCGGGCACUACGAGCACGUCGUGGUCGAGACGUUCAAGUCCAUCGUCAAGUGGCCGAUCCAGGGGUCCGCGAAGGCCGAGAUGGCGGCCGACGGGGUUUCUGGGGAAGCCGGUGUGAGCCAGGUCGAGCAGGCCGGUGGCAGGGUGCUGGAAGAGGAGACCAACGACCACGGCUACAAAGCUGCGGAGAAGGCAAAUCGAGGGGACAAUGCUAGUAUCUGGACCCAACUUGCCCUCGCGUACGCCGUGCACAAAUCCUUCAUCUUCAUCCGCGUCCCUCUCACUGCCGCGGUCCUGCCGAAAGUCGUCAAGACGCUGAGGUCGUGGGGCUAUAACAUUGGCAAGAUACCGCAGCGGAAAGCCGUCGGCGCUGGCACAACGGGCAUAAACACCCAGGGAUCAAAGAUCAAACCAGGCGACUGA
Messenger RNA from Fonsecaea pedrosoi CBS 271.37, 837 nucleotides. RefSeq lists its product as uncharacterized. Gene Ontology annotation, cellular component: mitochondrion. The coding region runs from base 1 to 837 and encodes 278 amino acids. NCBI's taxonomy places the organism in Eukaryota, Fungi, Ascomycota, Eurotiomycetes, Chaetothyriales, Herpotrichiellaceae. The transcript has 2 exons. The record is from RefSeq and is a predicted model, not a curated record.